This is a messenger RNA of Kalmanozyma brasiliensis GHG001, 1479 nucleotides long. Its product is annotated as Aldehyde dehydrogenase. The record is from RefSeq and is a predicted model, not a curated record. The coding region runs from base 1 to 1479 and encodes 492 amino acids. Lineage: Eukaryota; Fungi; Basidiomycota; Ustilaginomycetes; Ustilaginales. The transcript has 2 exons. Gene Ontology annotation, molecular function: succinate-semialdehyde dehydrogenase (NAD+) activity.
AUGAACACCAAGCUCAAGGAUCUAUCGCUGCUCGAUGCAUCGGACUUCGUCAAGAUACCGGGCAGUCUCGACACUUCGGACAAUGAGUCGUUCGAUGUGAUGGAUCCCGGUUCAGGCAUGCCAAUCUGCCGACUGAAGGCAUCCAAUCUUAAAGACGUCGACGAGGCCAUUCAGGCUGCUAGCGAAGCAUUUACCACCUACUCGGCCCUUCCAGCAAGGGAAAGAGCCAACUUGCUGCUCAACUUUGAUCGGCUGGUCCGCGACAACCUCGAGGAUCUGGCGUGGAUCCUGGUCUACGAGACGGGCAAGCCGCUGGAAGAGGCAAGGAUAGAGGUGCAGUAUGCUCUCACUUUCAGCUGGUGGUACGUCGGAGAGACCGAACGAGUGCAGGGUCAGGUGGUCAAGAGCGCCACCAAUCCUUCACUGCGCUUCUUGACUGUAUUGCAGCCCAUCGGACCCAUCGCUAUCUUGACGCCGUGGAACUUUCCGGUUGCACUCUUCAUUCGCAAGGCAGUCAGUGCCCUCGCCGCGGGCUGCACCAUUGUUGCCAAACCGUCGCCAGAGACGCCACUUUCGACAAUUGCCAUCGCCAACCUUCUGCAUCGCGCCGGCUUCCCCGCUGGAUCGGUCAACAUCGUUCUCGCAUCGUAUCGCAACACCCCCGCCAUCGGCCAGGCCCUUUGCACCGAUCCGCGCAUCAAGAAGCUGAGCUUCACCGGGAGUACUCGGGUUGGCCGACUGCUGAUGCAGCAGUGCGCUCCGACCCUCAAGAAGAUGACGCUCGAGCUUGGCGGUCUGGGUGCUUACCUGAUCUUCGAGGACGCCGACGUGGAAGCGGCUGCGACAGCGUUGGUGGCCAACAAACUCCGUCACGCGGGGCAAACUUGCAUCUCAGCGCAGAGGGCAUAUGUGCACGAGUCCGUCUACGAUCGUGUAGUCAAGACCAUCGCUGAGCAGCUGGAUCGCGUCACCAUCGGACACGGUGCCGAAAGCUCCAGCACAUUGGGGCCGUUGCAGACAGAGCGCAGUCAGCAAAAGGCUCGCGAGCAUAUCCAAGAUGCUAAAGCUAAAGGUGCCAGCGUGCAUACUUCCCGCGCUAGCCUGCCGAGCUCGGGGUACUUUGUGGCGCCAACUUUGAUCGCCAACUGCACCAAAGACAUGCUCGUCUUCCAGGAAGAGUCGUUCGGCCCGCUCAUCAACGUCGCCACUUUCAACACCGAGCAAGAGGCCAUCGAGCUCGCCAACGAUACCGAUAUGGGACUCACCUCGUACGUGUUCACCAAGGAUUCGGCGCGGCUCUGGCGCGUGUUCGAGAAGCUCAAGGCGGGCAAUGUCGGCUUGAAUGUCGGGGGCAGCACUACGGCGGCCGAGAUUCCUUUCGGUGGCGUCGAUCAGUCAGGUUUCGGCAAGGAAGCCGGCAUCGGUGCUGGUUUGAAGGAGUAUAUGAUCGAGAAAUCGGCCACCAUGUCGAUAGCCUGA